Molecule: messenger RNA, 603 nt
Organism: Lactuca saligna
Lineage: Eukaryota; Viridiplantae; Streptophyta; Magnoliopsida; Asterales; Asteraceae
Source: the annotation of a GenBank genome assembly
AUGUGCCUCCACUGCUUUCACCAUCAUUCGACUGAUACAAGGGGAUACAAGCGAUUUUACAGGCGACAAUUGCUUGAAACAUUAGAUUAUCUCAAGGAUGAUUGUUUGAAAAUCAAUUGCACUGUAGGAAUGGUGGUUUCUGCAACAGAUUGCCCCAGGCGAUGCUACACUUCAUUUUACAGAGAUGAACUUACAGAUAAAUUGGUGGCUUCAAGUUCAUCUAGGGAACAAACUGUAUUCAAUACAGUAGUUGCCAAAUUAUUGGCUGCUGUUGAUCGAUAUGAUUUGACUAGACUCAAAAGGAUAUGUGAGUCACGUCUCUACAAGGAUCUUUUAAAUGUAUUUGAGGUUUUUCUUCCCCAACUUUUGCUAUACCCAAAUCCUUCAGACCUACUAAAUGGUGAUGCGGAAUCUUUGAUGAUAAAGGACAAGGAGCAAUAUGAGAAGAAAGUGAAAGAAUAUUGUGAGCUAUAUGAAAAAAAGGAGAAUAUCAAUGGCAACACACUUGGAGAUGAAAGUGAUGAAAAUGAAAGCAAUGAAGAUAUUAGUGAUGGAAAAAGUGAAUCAAGUGAAGAGGAUGUUGCGGGAAAUGCAGACCCAUAA